This is a messenger RNA of Hibiscus syriacus, 2519 nucleotides long. RefSeq names its product L-type lectin-domain containing receptor kinase VIII.1-like. NCBI's taxonomy places the organism in Eukaryota, Viridiplantae, Streptophyta, Magnoliopsida, Malvales, Malvaceae. Gene Ontology annotation, molecular function: ATP binding; protein kinase activity; carbohydrate binding. Gene Ontology annotation, cellular component: plasma membrane. The transcript has a single exon. Gene Ontology annotation, biological process: protein phosphorylation. The record is from RefSeq and is a predicted model, not a curated record. The coding region runs from base 169 to 2277 and encodes 702 amino acids.
CUUUGUUCCGUUUUAAUCCAAAGAAAUAAACUCUUCUCUGCCUCUAGAAUCUAUUCAAUUUUACAAUCUUUCUUCUUCAACAAAUCUCCCCACCCAAACACGGUAUAAGCAUAACCGGUUUCUGUUUUAUAAUGGGGUUUCCAGAAUAACCAGAAAUUGGAAGCCAUUAUGUCGCCGUUUUCUUUUAAGGUUACAUUCUUAUCGGCUCUGUUCCUCUGUUUUGUCCAACGCUUCACCGGAAUCUUUGCGGCAACGGAGUUCGAUUUCGGGACCAUAACUCUCAGCAGCUUGAAACUCCUUGGUGAUGCUCACUUAAACAAUGGGAGCGUGAGACUCACUCGCGACAUCCAAGUCCCUUACUCCGGCGCCGGCAGAGCGUUGUAUUCGAAACCGGUGAGAUUCCGGGAACCGGGAACUCAUUCUCCUUGUAGCUUCUCGACCUUCUUCUCCUUCUCCAUUACGAACCUGAACCCGUCUUCCAUCGGCGGCGGUUUAGCCUUUGUCAUUACCCCGGACGGUGAAUUCGUCGGCGCCGGCGGCGGCUCUUUGGGGCUCUUGGACGAUAAGCGUCAGGCCUCGGGGUUCGUGGCGGUGGAGUUCGACACUCUUAUGGACGUAGAAUUCAAUGACAUUAAUGGAAACCACGUUGGUUUGGAUCUCAACAGUUUGGUUUCUUCACAAGUUGGUGAUUUGGGAGCUUUGGAUAUCGAUCUAAAGAGCGGCAACCUCAUUAACUCAUGGAUCGAAUACGAUGCUCCAUCUGGGGUUUUCAAUAUCACAAUUUCGUACUCAAAUUUGAAGCCUAAAGAGCCCAUGCUAUCGUUCCCUCUAAAUCUGGAUCAAUAUGUUACUGAUUUCAUGUAUGUAGGAUUCUCAGGCUCAACACAAGGAAGCACAGAGGUACAUAGUAUAGAAUGGUGGAGUUUUAGUUCUUCUUCCGAGCCAACAUCUUCGGCGCCUCCUCCGCCUCCAACGACUACUUUACUGAACCCAACGGCUAACUCUGUUAAGUCAGCGCCACCUUCAUUGGCUCCAUCGAGUUCCCAUUCGAGUAAGUCUUCUUCUUCUUCUUCCUCAUGUCAUAACCGGCUUUGUAAGCAAGGUCCAGGGGCUGUGGCAGGGGUGGUAACGGCAGGGGCUUUCGUUUUUGCCUUAUUCGCCGGCGGUCUCAUUUGGGUUUUCUCUAAAAAGAUCAAGCAUGUUGAGAAAUCGGAGACUUCUCCAUCGGAGAUUAUCAAAAUGCCGAAAGAGUUCAGUUAUAAAGAGCUGAAAGCAGCCACGAGAUGUUUCAAUGCCAAUCGAAUAAUCGGUCAGGGUGCAUUCGGGACUGUCUAUAAAGGCAUUUUACCGAAUAACGGCGACAUUGUGGCCGUCAAGAGAUGUAGUCAUAACAGUCAAGGCAAGAAUGAGUUUUUAUCGGAGUUGUCUAUAAUCGGAAGCCUUCGGCAUCGGAAUCUCGUAAGGUUGCAGGGAUGGUGCCACGAGAAAGGUGAAAUUCUAUUAGUUUACGAUUUAAUGCCUAAUGGGAGUCUUGAUAAAGCAUUGUUUGAAGCCAGAACGCCAUUGCCAUGGCCUCAUAGGCAGAAAAUUUUGUUAGGAGUGGCCUCUGCUUUGGCCUAUUUGCAUCAAGAGUGUGAUCACCAGGUUAUUCAUAGAGACGUUAAGACCAGCAACAUAAUGUUGGAUGAAGGGUUCAACGCCAAGAUAGGUGAUUUCGGUUUAGCAAGGCAAAUUGAGCACGAUAAGUCGCCUGAUGCCACGGUAGCUGCCGGCACGAUGGGAUAUUUGGCUCCCGAAUAUCUCCAAACAGGACGAGCGACCGAGAAAACUGAUGUGUUUAGCUACGGAGCCGUGGCUCUAGAGGUGGCUAGCGGAAGAAGACCAAUCGAGAGAGAUGCCAAUUCCAUGGCGAAAGCCAGGGUGAGUGGGAAUUUGGUGGAAUGGGUUUGGAGUUUGCAUAGAGAAGGGAGAUUGUUAACCGCAGCCGAUGCAAGACUUGAAGGUGAUUUCGACGAGGGCGAGAUGAGAAGGGUCCUUCUUAUGGGGUUAGCUUGUUCGCACCCAGACCCACUGAUCAGACCCACAAUGAGAAGCGUGGUCCAAAUGCUGGUGGGUGAAGCUGAUGUCCCAAUUGUUCCAAGAGCUAAACCCUCAAUGAGUUUCAGCACAUCUCAUCUAUUGUUAAGCUUGCAAGACAGUGUAUCCGACUGCAAUGGCACAACCACCAUGUCAAGUUCCUCAUCAGAAAGUAGCCACAUUGGUCCGGACCUGGUUUAAAUUCAUACAUUCAUUUGUUUAUGUAUUUAUGACACAAAAUCUUGAAAAAAAACACAAAUUUCAGUGAUUUGGGUAUUGCAAAAUCUUGUGCCAAUCAACGUUGAAAAUAGGGGUCACCGGUUGGCUAGUUGCUUUCACCCAAAGUGGCAAAUGGAGACAUGGGAGUUGGAGUAGAGGAUCGGUAAAGUAUAGUGGUGAAAAAGAAACAAAAAGGUUCGUAUUUAUUACCGACUUAGUUUAAA